CAUACACAAAAUAAACUCAACAAGAAGAAGAAGAAAGCUUCUUUUGUACCUCGGAGUAAAAUCGCCAUCAUCAAUUAACGAACAACCAGGUCCAUACCGUUAAAAGGAUCAAUGAACUAGAAGAAGAAGUGCUCUGGAUAUAAGCAGGUGUAGACUUUUUCUGUGUGAUGUUGUUGAACUAGACUGUACAUGACUAUCUGAAACGAGAGGCUACGAUGGGAACCAAGGUGUCCAAGAACCAAGGGCCGACGGCCUCCAAGAAAGUGAAGGCUGUGGCAGCUUUCCAACUGGCAGGAACAAAUACCAAGCUGAAGAGAGUAGCUCAGCUCGCCAAAGCUACCUCUGCCUCUGUGGAUGUGAAGAAAGUCAAUCUGAAUCUCCCUCCAAGACCACCUUCAUCUCCUGCUGUUGCUGAUUAUGCUUGCAUCGAAGCAUCCACUUCUUGCGGCUUUCCAGUCCCAGCCAUAAUUGACUCCAAGUUUAACGUCAACGCAAAGCACGGCGGAGGAACCGCCCUGCUCCUGCUUACACGAGGCAAGAGUGACAGUGAUUCCUCCGAAAUCACCUUGCUCAGAUGCGGUUUCGAUGGCAACCAUUACUCUAUCAAGUCACUAGCCCAGGCAGGUGAGCACAGCAUCUACAACUGGAACGAGGUCUUCACCAACGCCCAAGGCUUCCUCCAACCCAAGCUGAUCUACGGGAAAUCUCACGCCACGGUCAUCUCAAACAUGGUCCAGUUUGGCCACGGAGGUUGUGGGGUCCUGUUUGAAGGACCCAAGGCUGGAUUGUUUGGUGCCAACUUGAAGGCUAGCAUAGUCCCUACACCUCCCAUCAGUACGACCGCUGAUCCAGAAGGCUCUUGUGCUCUUGUCAUAUGCAGCGCCCAGCCCAAUAAAUCGGGAGCGGUGCCAAGUCAGACAUACCUUGUCCACUUUCAACGAGAUGGCAACGUGAAGCAGGUUCCCUUGCUACCCGAAGGAAGUGACAGCUUUUCCCUCAAGAGCUCAGAUGGAAGCCUGCAACUGGAUGGGCCAUCUCUUAGUCAUUACGUUGUCUAUCACAGCAAGAGCGCUACCUUUGCAGAGGCUCACCAGGACAAACCCAGAGGGAAGGUCGUCCACCUCCAGGCGUUCAGCGGGAUCAACCCAACCACUCUCCUGGAAGAUGGCUCUAAGUUUGUAGGACGCACCAUGCUAAUCAUGUGUUCUCAUAGCUUACAGGAUGAAGACUCAACCACAUCUGCUCUCUAUCAGGUGACCCUGAUGAAAGACCAAGCUGGUGUCACAUACAUCGCUGGUAUGUCUGGGGUCAUGGAAUCUGCAGACGUAUGGACCAUCUCCAUGGCCGAUAAGAAAGCCCUUCAGAUCAUUGGACCUAGCGGGCCGUGUCGCUAUGCUCUCUUUACAAACAUACCAGAAGAUGUUCCAGACUCCAAUGAAAGGUGUUUGCAACACGAAUGCCUGGCAACCGGAGAUUCAGGAACAGUAGAGGGAGGUCUGACCAUAGAUGAUGAUAACUUGACCGUCUGGGUGGACAACAUGACCAAGGUCCUAGUGACCUGUGAUGGGGUCUCCGUCCAGGAGGUGGAUGGAGGAAACUGGAUGGAACAGCCUGAUGGUAGAUUGGCUUUCCAGAGGGGGUUGACUGAGAAGGAGAAGAGCCCAGGACUGAAGGUUUAUCGAGCAUUUGCUGUACUGAAAGACAAAAAUGGAGCUGAUGUAUCUAUCGAACUGGGGGGUUCCCCUCAUCAGGUGAUCAAGCAACCUCCUGGGGUAGCCUAUGCUCUCAACUGUGGUGGUCCAGCCUACGAGGCUCUCAAUGGCGCUGUUUUCGAUAAUACGCAGUCUCAGUAUGAAUAUAUUGGCGAAAACGAGACUGGCGGUCUGGAUUGUAUGAACAAGUUCGGCUCUUGUACACCUCAAAAUCGCAACCUUUAUUCGCUGUUGGGAGGUACAUACGACUCCUAUCUCAUCAGCACGCACAACCGCACACACAAUGGUUUUGUGAAUCGCAUAGAAUUUCCCAUGCAAUCAAUGCCAGCAGGAGAUUACAUGUUACGCUUGUACUCUGUCGGAGCAGAUUUGGCAAAAAGUUUCAUACAUGAUGAUGAUGUAGACUACACUCGUCCGCUACUAGAUCAGUUGAAGAGUGAAGGCCAUGUACAUGCAGUAGGAACCAUAGCAAAGACAUGUGAAGUACCAAUCAAAGUUGAACCUGGUGGCACCACAAUCGGUUUUGAUACAAAUGGCGGUGAUGUCUGCGUUUCUGGAAUCCUGGUGUAUGAUAAGGAUUUCAAGGAGCCAACUCUUACUCCUGAAGAGAAACAGAAUGAAACCAAGAUCCAGCAAGAGCUUGCUGAUAAGUUGCUGCCGUUGAAUCGUACAUUCUCUCUGAAGGAGAUGAAGAUUGCCGGCUGGUCUCAAAACCUCAUCGAAAAUGCAUCAGGCGAGAACGGUGACAUGACGCACUGGAACUAUGGUGGAAAUUUCAAAGUUUGUGAUGGUGGUGAUGGCACGGAGAAGAAGUUUGUAACGUCAUAUGUGACAUGCACCAAAUCUCAGGACAUCGUUCUGACUCAGCAUUUCUCAGAAAAACAUCUGGACACAGCCCCAGAGAUUCAGGCAUCUGAAUCUUUCCAUGAGGGUUCCUGUAAAGGAGGCUUCUACACCUUCACGGUGUCCCUCCUCGAUGCAAGUGACAACGUGAUUGCCAAACAGACGACUGGACGUAAAGGUAGCAUCACUACUCCGGGAUGGAUCAGGGAGAGCUUUACUUUCAAGGGCUACGGACCAGGAGUUAGAACCGUCAACUUUCAGAGCUCUGGUCAAGAUGAUAAGGGCUGGGCGGGGCACUUUGGGAUCGUCAUGUCCGCUGGUGCGUUGCGUGUCAUGAGUGAAGUCAGCCCGGCAAGCGGAGAUGAAUAUUCAGACGUCGAGACGAGUACAGCAGAAGAACGGAAACAAGGGAUCGCUUCUUUCUUGAGUCAGCUCCAAGAGGAGUACCGUGACGCUUUGAAGCCUAUAGCUAUGCUAAUGCAGUCUUCUGCUGAUAAAACAAAAGCUGCUGCAAAAGUAACUGCCAAUCCAGGGAACACCGAAAUUACCCUCAACGUGAGAAAACAAGCAGUGAAGCGUGAGAUCCGAGUCUUUGUUUCCAGUACGUUCCGAGACUUUGAGGAGGAGAGAGAGUUGAUCAUCAAGAAGGUGUUCCGUGAGGUCAAUCGACUGUGUCUGGAUCGGGGGGUCUUCUUCACCUACGUCGACCUUCGAUGGGGCAUCACGGAGGAGCAAACGAAAAGCGGAAGGACCAUUGAGAUAUGUCUACGAGAGAUUGACAAGUGUCGUCCGUACUUCAUCUGCCUGAUGGGGGAUCGCUUCGGCUGGAGCCAGUCCCGAAAGUUCAAAGAUGAACUCCUAGACAUAAGCUAUGACACGGCUGUGGAUGAGUACCAACACUUCAAGUGGGUCGAUGAAUACCGCUUUGACUCAAGCGUCACACAGCUGGAGGUGAUGCAUGGAGCGAUCAGACCUCAUGAAGAGAACAAGAAGAACAGAAUCUUCUUCUAUCUGCGUGAGGCGAAAGUGAAGAGAGAAGACCUGCCACCCCCUGCAGAGACUGAAGAAGAGAGAGAGAAUGUGAAAGGAGAGACUCAGUGGCAUUUUGACUUACAGCAGAAGCUGAGGGCAUCUAUUGUGGCUUCUGGACAUCCGUUGAGGAACUUUGAGGGCGCGGUUGAUGCUGCGACGAUGAUCAGAGAGGAUUUGGUCAAGUGCAUCAACGAAGAUUUCCCGCCCGGUACCAACCUGACAGCUCUACAGAGAGAGUCAGAAGCCCAUGAUGCCUUUGCCGACGCUAGACGACGCGUCUACAUCGGACGACAGGAGUACUUUGAUUACAUCGACAACUACUUUGCUCAGAAACCCAAGGUACCUCUUACAAUCAUCGGUGCAUCUGGAUCGGGUAAAUCUGCUCUCAUUGCCAAUUGGUGUGGCCGUUUUGAAGAGCAAAACCCAGAAACUUUCCUCUUCAAACAUUUCAUUGGGAGCUCAGCAGAAAGUGCAUCUCAUUUGAAUUUAUUGAGAAGACUGUAUGGUGAGAUGAAGCAGUUCUAUAACCUUGACCUGGAAAUACCGACCUCUGACAGGAACCUGGUCAUUGACCUCCCAUCAUGGCUCAGUAUCGCUAGCAGCAGGUCAAAGGUCAUGAUUGUUCUGGAUGCCUUGAAUCAGUUGGACAGUGGAGCAGGAGGAAGUGGUGAGGAGAAGAGCCUGAUAUGGUUGCCAAAGUUGUUGCCUUGCAACCUGCAAAUGCUUCUAUCUACGCUUCCUGGGCAGACCCAGGACGUGAUUGACAUGUCAGGCAUGCCGACGUACAAGGUAGAAGGACUUCAAGAAAAGGAAAAGCUGGAUAUCAUUACCGGCUACAUGGACCUGUAUGGAAAGACACUUAACCAAGAACAAACGGACCUCAUCCUCAACGCUAAACAGAGCUCAAAUCCUCUCUACCUCAAGGCUCUUUUGGAUGAGGUUCGUAUGUACGGCAGUUUCUCCCAGCUCACUACUGCCAUCAAGAGUUACUUGGCCGCAGAUGAUGCUGGCGCCCUCUUUGUCUUGAUCCUGCAGAGGUUGGAAAGUGAUUUCGAGACGGGAGCUGUGUCUAGACCUAAUCUUGUAAGGGAUACAACCACAGCCAUCUGGUGUUCACACAGAGGAUUGAGUGAGAAUGAACUCAUGACUUUGCUCAAGGUACCAAGCGCAGUCUGGUCUCCUUUCUACCUCUCCCUGGAGGAGAAUCUCAUCAAUCGCAACGGACUGCUGAAUUUCUUCCACGAUCAUCUCAGACAAGCCGUUGAGAGUCGCUACCUGCCCACAGAUGAGGACAAGCGCAAGAACUAUGUGGAGCUGGCAAACUUCUUCAAUGCACAGGAUAUCGAUGAUAGAUAUGCUGAUGAAGUGCCUUACUUAUUGAUUCAAGCGAGGGAGCUGACUCGGCUCAGGGCUACCGUCCUCAACGUCAACGUAUUCCAGAUCCUGAUGAGAACGGAGGAUGGAAACUUCCAGCUUAUCAAGGCUUGGAGAAUGUUGGGAGGCUUUGAGCCUGUGGAGCAGGCGUAUCUGGACGUCCUCUCUAGAUCUGAGAUCUGGGAGCAGUCAAGAGACAAGGUGGAGUUGAUCAAGUCUAUGGCUGUCUUCUUCAUGCAGCUAGGAUUACUACGAGGAGCUAGAGUCCUAAAUGAGCGCUUGCUGAAGGAGCUUGAGUUGCGAUACCUUGCUGAGCAUUCUACCAUCGUACAGCAUCAUUUCAACUACAGCAUGAAACACAAAUGUAAUCAUCCCACCGUCAUUGAUGUCUUGAUAGAGCUUGGGAAUGUCUGUCUGAAACAAGGCAAAUUCAAACCUGCCGAGAUGCACUUGGAAGAUGCCCUCUCCAGGCUGAACAAGGUCAAGACCCCACAGCAGAAACUGCAGCUGGUCAAGGCAGUCAUAACCAUGGUCUCCGUCAAGCGUCGCCAAGGUGAAAUUGAUUUUGCCAAGAAGCUACUGAUGCGAGCCUUUGGAGUGAGCAAGGAGGUCGUAGGUCAGGACCACCAUUACACGGCUGCUUUAAUUGGAAAGCUUGGAGAGAUACUCUACGACCAAAGUCGACUGGAGGAAGGCAUAGCGUGUCACACGUUUGAUUUCAACGAGACUCUGAGAGAAAGUGGAUCCGAGCAUCCCCACAUAGCGGCCAUCUUGAACAACAUCGGGUUGGUGCAGGAUGACAUGAAUGCUAGUGGUACAGAGAAGACCUUCAGUUUAGCCCUGGGGAUCCUACUCGAGGCAUAUGGCAAGGAUCAUGUUGAUGUGGCUACAAUCAGAUAUAAUCUCGGAGCACAGUUCUUUGGCAACAAGAUGUACCAGCGUGCCAAGUACCAGUUUGAGGAGGCUUACCGCGUCUUCAACCUGUUCCUCGGGGAGCAUCCCAGCACCAAGGCAGCCAAGACAGCUGUUGAUAUGGUCGAUAGUCUGUAACUGUCAUCUCUUUCAAUCAAGUAACUUAUCCUUUAUCAAAACCUGAAGAUCACCCGCAUCAGGAAGAUGCUGUUCCAUUUAUCUCUUUCAUCAUUAAUCAUUUAUAGGGAGGGGGGAAUUGAUUGCGUCCAUUUGCUCAUAAUUCAAAAUGAAUACCCCCACAUGUCAUAAGGUUGAUUGAGACCCCUAUUUGGUCAAAUUUCUGAAUAUUUGGA
Strongylocentrotus purpuratus (purple sea urchin) is the source of this 6226-nucleotide messenger RNA. RefSeq lists its product as uncharacterized. Gene Ontology annotation, cellular component: Cul4-RING E3 ubiquitin ligase complex. The record is from RefSeq and is a predicted model, not a curated record. The coding region runs from base 216 to 6011 and encodes 1931 amino acids. Gene Ontology annotation, molecular function: protein binding. NCBI's taxonomy places the organism in Eukaryota, Metazoa, Echinodermata, Echinoidea, Camarodonta, Strongylocentrotidae. The transcript has 36 exons.